UUUACAUAUUAUUAGCGUUAUCUAUUUAUAUACGUGAUAAGAAUAUCUCACAUUGUAACCGUGUGCAGUAGGAAUCAUUCUAGAAACGUUUCAAACAUGAAUUUCGCUGGCAAAGUAGUAAUUGUUACCGGCGCCAGUUCAGGAAUUGGUGCCGCUACUGCCGUGUUUUUAUCAAAACUUGGUGCACAAUUAUCUUUAACUGGAAGAAAUGUGGACAAUUUGCAAAAGGUUCACAAAGACUGUGAGAAGUCAACAUCUACUUUUUUGGUUCCGGCAGAUUUGACGAAGGAAGCUGAUAUUGAAAAAAUCGUUAAGAGUACCGUGGAUCAUUAUGGAAAAAUCGACGUUCUGAUAAACAACGCGGGAAUUAUCGAAACAGGAACUAUUGAGAAUACAUCUCUAGCGCAGUAUGACCGCCUCAUGAAUACCAACGUCCGAUCAAUUUACUAUUUGACAAUGUUGGCUGUACCACACUUGUUAAAAACUAAAGGUAACAUUGUAAAUGUUUCUAGCGUGAAUGGUAUACGGUCGUUCCCCGGCGUGCUAGCUUACAACGUGUCUAAAGCAUCCGUGGAUCAGUUUACAAGAUGUGUUGCUUUGGAGUUAGCGGCUAAGGGUGUUAGGGUAAAUUGUGUGAACCCUGGUGUUAUUCUGACCGAAUUACAACGUCGUGGAGGGCUCUCUGACGAGCAGUAUGCAGCUUUCUUGGAAAGAAGCAAGGAGACGCAUGCUUUGGGCCGUCCUGGCAAGCCUGAUGAAGUUGCAGCUACAAUAGCAUUUUUGGCCAGCGACUUAGCUAGCAAUAUUACUGGAGCCAGUGUGCCUGUUGAUGGAGGACGCCAUGCUAUGUGCCCACGCUAGAUUUUAAUUUUUAUACCUGUUUAUUGCAAUUUUAUGAAUUUAUCUGAGCAUUUUU
This is a messenger RNA of Colias croceus (clouded yellow), 916 nucleotides long. RefSeq names its product 3-oxoacyl-[acyl-carrier-protein] reductase FabG-like. Gene Ontology annotation, molecular function: oxidoreductase activity. NCBI's taxonomy places the organism in Eukaryota, Metazoa, Arthropoda, Insecta, Lepidoptera, Pieridae. Bases 97 to 861 code for a protein of 254 amino acids. The transcript has a single exon. The record is from RefSeq and is a predicted model, not a curated record.